Molecule: messenger RNA, 1567 nt
Organism: Linum trigynum
Lineage: Eukaryota; Viridiplantae; Streptophyta; Magnoliopsida; Malpighiales; Linaceae
Source: the annotation of a GenBank genome assembly
UUUCUCCUUCAUCAUCACAAACAAGAUCAAACAAAACAAAAGAAACAGAAGUCCCAUCGAUCUCGAGCCCCCACCAGAAUCCAUUGUUCCUUGCUGCUGAAGAAGAAGAAAAGAAAGAAAGAAAGAAAGAAAACAUGGGGAGAGCUCCAUGCUGUGACAAGGCAAAUGUGAAGAAAGGGCCAUGGUCUGCUGAAGAAGAUGCCAAGCUCAAAGAUUACAUCGAACAGCAUGGCACCGGCGGCAACUGGAUUGCACUCCCUCAAAAGAUUGGGAUGAAGAGGUGUGGGAAGAGUUGCAGGCUGAGGUGGCUGAAUUACCUGAGGCCAAACCUCAAGCAUGGUGGAUUCUCUGAGGAAGAAGACAACAUCAUCUGCAGCCUCUACAUCAGUAUUGGAAGCAGGUGGUCGAUCAUCGCAGCUCAACUUCCUGGAAGAACAGAUAACGACAUAAAAAACUACUGGAACACAAGGCUGAAGAAGAAGCUUCUAGGCAGAAGGAAGCAGCAGCAGCAGCAACAACUCCACCAUCAACAAUCUCCUGAGGGAUCUCCGGCCACCGCAGCCGUAGAACAUGACCAUCAUCAAAGUCCAUCGCCAUCACCAUCUCAUGGCUUGAGCAAUUCAGCACUGGAAAGGCUGCAGCUCCACAUGAAGCUCCAAACCCUAAACCAGAACCCAUUGCUCCACACCAUGCUCUGGCCAAAGCUCCACCCUUUCCAGGAGAAAUUACUCCUCCAAGCCAUGAAUGAUGAGAAUAACAACAACAGCAGCAGCAUGCAACUGCCUCUCUUGCCACAGCCAGUAAUGAUGGAAUCUCCACCAAGCAAUAAUAUUAUUGCCAAGCCAUUGGAGGAGGAUAUGAUGAUGAUGAACCCUAGCACAAACUACAACACUUGUACUCCUACUUCCUCCAACGGAAUGGAUCACUCAUCGUCGCCUAAUCUGAUGAACACUGACAAUAUCAAUAAUGUCUCGAGCUAUGGUGGUGGUGGUGAUGAUUUCAUCAUGGGAAAUUUGGACAACAGUGGUAGCAGCUUGGUGUGGUGGUCGAAUGAGUUUGAGACUAGUAAUGAUGUGAAUUAUUAUAGAUCUGGAUCGUUUUCAUCCUCGUCCAAUGAUUCGAGCUGGGAAUAUUGUGCUGUUCGAUCUUCUGAUGGCGCAGGUUUAUUCUGAAUAUCGAUUGAGAUCGCGAGGAAAUGGUGCAGUAGUAGUUGUGAAUUGUGAUAUUGUAUUGUUCUUGCGAUGGUUCAUAAGAUAUGGUGAAUGAGAGAGAUAUGGAAAAUAUAGCAGCUAUAGCUUCUUAUCUUUUGUGGUUGUAAGCAAGUGUGUGAAUUAUAAUGAUAAUAAUAGUAGUCAUGGGUAAAUAUUUGUUCAUGUUGAUUUCCAUGGUUAUACAUGACUCUAGUAGUGUAUAUUUCACUUUGGACCUUGAACCUAUGCUAGUUUUUAUCCCUAGUUAAUUGAUGGGUAGUUUGGAUUUUGUACUCCUUAGUUUGAUCCAUAACUUGCAAAAGUAUUUUAUAAGUCCUAAAUUUAGAUUUGUUUUUUAAUAAAAGGUAAUCAUAUAU